AUGAAACCGAAAUCCUCCCAUGUAAGAAGAGUUGUUGCAAUCCUAGCUCCCAUAGGCGGCUUCAUUUUGCUCACCAUCUUGUUCCUCGUCACCUUUAUAUGUAAAAGGAGAACACAACAACAGAAUGAGAUGGAAGAAGAGGAAGAGUUUGGGGAGCUACAAGGAACACCAAUGGGGUUCACAUUUCAACAGCUAAAAGAAGCAACUGAGCAGUUCAAAGACAAACUCGGGGAAGGAGGAUUUGGGUCUGUUUUCAAGGGACAAUUUGCUGAUGAAAGGAUUGCGGUAAAACGUUUGGAUCGAACCGGUCAGGGCAAAAGAGAAUUUUCGGCAGAGGUUCGGACAAUUGGCAGGAUUCAUCACAUUAAUCUGGUGAGAUUGAUUGCUUUCUGUGCAGAGAAAUCCCACAGGCUCUUGGUAUAUGAGUACAUGCCCAAAGGAUCCUUGGACAGAUGGAUCUAUUGUCGACAUGACAAUGAGGCUUCUCCUCUGGAUUGGAAUUGA
Messenger RNA from Triticum turgidum subsp. durum (durum wheat), 504 nucleotides. The record is from the annotation of a GenBank genome assembly. Lineage: Eukaryota; Viridiplantae; Streptophyta; Magnoliopsida; Poales; Poaceae.